Molecule: messenger RNA, 2328 nt
Organism: Colletotrichum siamense
Lineage: Eukaryota; Fungi; Ascomycota; Sordariomycetes; Glomerellales; Glomerellaceae
Product: Heterokaryon incompatibility protein 6, OR allele
Exons: 1
Coding region: 1-2328 (775 amino acids)
Source: RefSeq, a predicted model, not a curated record
AUGUCAACCAUGUACACUCCUCUAAAGGCUUCGCGACGGGAAGUUCGUCUCAUUUCGAUCCGCCCAGACUUGAACAAGCUUGACGGCAGUAAUAUGCCCCGAGACAGCAUUCCUGAAGGAACACUCAUAUGCACCAUGAAAACGGUAUCUUUGAAAGAUUGGACCUCGGACUAUGCCGCCUUCCGAGCCAAGGCAAUCGACUGGCCCUACUCGCCUACCACUCUCUAUGAGAAGUGGGAACAUUUCUCGCGCGAGAAGGCUGGAUGUACAGAUGACGACAGAACCACUCCUGAUAGAUUCGUGUGGGGGGACUACGAGACCAUCAGCUACACAUGGGAGAACGGAUCGAACACACAGCACACUAUCUCCGUCAACGACAGACCAUUCGUCGUUCAAGAUAAUCUCUAUCAGGCACUGCAAGAGUUCCGGAAAGGUAGAGACUUUGUGGAAGGCCGAACACGAAUGCUCUGGGCCGAUGCGAUCUGUAUCAAUCAGGAUGACCUCGACGAGCGAGCUACCGAGGUCAAAAGAAUGAAUGAGAUUUUCAGCACUGCAAUCAAGUCGACGGUCUGGCUCGGGGCGUCCCUUGACCUCAAAGGCGCAGAUACACAAGUCUACUUUGACCUCAUCGGGCGCCUCAUAGACGAUUUCUAUCGCACGACGCUCCCGGAUGACUCAUCGAUCAAUUCCCUACAACGAGCAUCAACUGAGACCGUUUCAUCAGGAGAAGGGUAUCUAGAUGAGCAUGAUCCUGAACAUCAGGAAAGCCAUGCGCUGUCGGAGAAAGCUCUUGCUGUGAUUUCCCAGUUCGAUCCUGCAGAGCGCCCUCCCAUCUCCGCACUUGAAACGCUGCACCCUGACGAGCGCCUAGAGGCCCUGCUUUUUCCUAUAUUUCGCCUCGAUUAUUGGAAUCGGGUUUGGAUCAUUCAAGAGCUCACUAUCAGCUCUAGCCACACAGUCGUACGAGCAGGGUCCUCACAGAUCUCGUUCGCGCGACUGUCUUGGUUUGCAGAAUGGUAUAGCAGAGAUUCUACGUUUGACUCCAGUUGGUCACCCAAUGACGAGUACACGAGGAACAUCAUGAACACAUUUCUUCUACUCAAAACUAUCUAUCAAGUUCAACUCCAACUUGGACCCGACGAGUGGAAGACGAGUCCUGAACAGAUGUUGAUUAGACAAGGCCUCAUGUCUCGAUCGUCUCUACCUCUGGACAAGCUAUACGGAGUGUUGGGGUUAUUGCAGCCUUCCGCAUAUCUCGGAAUCGAUGUUGACUAUAGGAAGACUGUUCGACAGGGCUCCAUUGAUGCAGCUAUUGCUUGGAUGCGUGCUGGGAAGAGUCUCAAGACUUUCGACAUUCGCAGAGAAUUCCAAAACUCGCGAGUGCCGUGUUGGGCAGUAGAUCUAUCGAUAGAUCAAGAUCCAAUGUCAAGUAUGGCGGCACACUUCUGGGUCAGGGGUCCAGCUAAGAUCCCGGAGGUGGACUGGGAAAUCUUUUGGGAGAGUCAAGUUGGACUGAGGGACCAGGGCAUCUUGAGUCUUGAAGCCAAACACCUGGAAACUGUUGAUGGAGUUGCGGCUUGUGUGCCUCUUGAAAGGAGAAGUCUGGAAAGCUGGUCCCCGAAGCUUACUCCGCCAAGAGCCAUUGAUUAUUCAACGACGCAGCUGACACGACUUUAUCACUCUUAUAGCGACGACUCUGAGAUGCUCGCUUGUCUAGAUGCUAUUUUACGCAAUGUCCCGAAUUGGGAAACUGAAGGGCUAAAAAGCAGAUAUUAUGCAGAAGGAUCUCCUGACGUCUUCAAACUCAGUACUUUGGCAGAGAAGUUGGAGCUGAGUAGCGAUGUUUCGUCUGAAUCCCACCCCUUGGGGGUCUCGGCGGCGACAGCAAGGGGACUGUCUUCUCUGAAGCAGUUCCUUGACGCUAGUGCCGACUUCGAACUUUGGAAAGAGAAGCUAUCAUUGCUCUUUCCCGGAAUCGGACAGAAGCCAGGGUCCCCAAUCUCAGCAUCCCACACGUCAGACUUGGCAACCCUUUUAGACACGGAUGGGUCACAGGCACUCGAGGACAUGAUGCAACAUGUCAACAUGUGGACACUUUCUCAGGUGCGACUGAUCACCACCACGAGUGGAUAUCUUGGUAUGGCUGCUCAACUUGUAAAACAAGGCGAUAUGAUUUAUGCGGUCGAGGGCUAUGGGUGCCCUGUCAUCUUGCGACCUAUUGAGAACGCGGACACGUUUGAGUUUAUUGGUCUGGCCGAGGUUUGGAGCCCGGCUGUGAGCGGAACAUGGGAGAACAUGACGUUUUACUGUAUUGUUAGACUGCAGUGA